Molossus molossus (Pallas's mastiff bat) is the source of this 2614-nucleotide messenger RNA. RefSeq names its product zinc finger protein 180 (gene ZNF180). The coding region runs from base 222 to 2156 and encodes 644 amino acids. Gene Ontology annotation, biological process: regulation of transcription by RNA polymerase II. The transcript is spliced from 5 exons. Gene Ontology annotation, molecular function: DNA-binding transcription factor activity; RNA polymerase II cis-regulatory region sequence-specific DNA binding. Lineage: Eukaryota; Metazoa; Chordata; Mammalia; Chiroptera; Molossidae. The record is from RefSeq and is a predicted model, not a curated record.
GCGUGCUGGGAGGAAAGCAUGGAAGAGCAGGAGGAGAAGCCCUCAGGGCCCCUGAAGGCCUAUAUGCAGAUAAUUCUUUCUGGGAGGAAUUUGGCAUGCUGUAUCAAAAGCCCUUAGAAUACGGAUUGCCCUUUGGCCAACAACUCAUGGCUUUGCUUGAGAAUGAGCACUUGGAAAGAAUGUUUGAGAAUAUGCAAUGCAAGAGGAAAGUUCGAUGAGUUAUGGACUCUCUCCUUUCUCAAAAAAUUAUCAUCAAGGUCGAGAGAGAAGAUUCUGGGUUACUGACCAUCCCAUCCCAGGAAGGAGUGAACUUCAAAAUUGUGACUGUGGACUUCACUCAGGAAGAAGGUAUUUUGAACCCUGCUCAGAGGACCUUGGACAGAGAUGUGAUCCUUGAGAACCACCGGGACUUGGUCUAUUGGGACUCUGCAACUGCACUUGGAGGAAGAGAAACAACAUCAAAGCAGAGAAUUGUUGAUGAUGAACCAUCCCAUGGAGUGAAGUUAGAAAGGUUGACAAGAGACGAUUCUUGGUUAUCUUCAGGAGAAGUUUGGGUUUGUAAGAACCAGUUGGAGAAGCAUCAGGAAAAACAAGAAAGACUUUUGAAGAAAAUGGCAUUCACUCAAAAGAAUGAUCUUACUCAUGAAAGAGUUUGCAAAAGUGAUGAACAUGAGGAGAAGAGUGGUCUGAAUUCUAGUGUUCUUUCACCCCAGAUGAUACCCAUAAGAAAUAAAUUUCAUAAACAUGCUUCACAUGUUAAAAAAUUACAUCAUUCUGUGGUGAACAGUCAUCAGAUGAUUAAUGACCAUGAGAAACUAUGUGAAAAUAAUGAAUAUGGGGGUAAAAAACAGAAUAAUCACCUUAUUCAGUUUACAAGAACGCAAACAGAAGAUAAAUCCUAUGGAUUUAGCAACAAUAUUCAGCCUUUUAGCCAUGAUACACCACUAAAUGUACAUAAACUUGCAAGGGGAAAACCCUUUGAUGUUAAGGAAUGUGGGCAAGUUUUGAACCAUAGCAUAUCCCAUAAUAAACAACAGAAAAUUCCUGUUGAAGAGAGUCGAUAUAAAUGUAGUAAAAUCUCCAAGAAUUCAUCCCUUGCUCCAAACAUGAGAAAUCAUUCUGAAGAGAAACCCUUUGAAUGUAACCAAUGUGGGAAAUCCUUCAGCUGGAGCUCUCAUCUUGUUGCACAUCAGAGAACUCAUACAGGGGAGAAACCUUAUGAAUGUAACGAAUGUGGGAAAUCCUUCAGCCGGAGCUCUCACCUCGUUUCCCAUCAGAGAACUCAUACUGGAGAGAAACCUUAUAGAUGUAAUCAGUGUGGAAAAUCCUUUAGCCAGAGCUAUGUCCUUGUUGUGCAUCAGAGAACUCAUACUGGAGAGAAGCCUUACGAAUGUAAUCAGUGUGGGAAGUCGUUCAGGCAGAGUUACAAGCUUAUUGCACAUCAAAGAACUCACACUGGAGAGAAGCCCUAUGAGUGUAAUCAAUGUGGGAAAUCAUUUAUCCAGAGCUAUAAACUUAUUGCACAUCAAAGAAUUCAUACUGGAGAAAAACCCUAUGAAUGCAACCAAUGUGGAAAGUCCUUUAGCCAGAGUUAUAAACUUGUUGCCCAUCAGAGAACUCACACAGGAGAAAAACCCUUUGAAUGUAAUCAGUGUGGAAAAUCCUUUAGCUGGAGUUCUCAGCUUGUUGCACAUCAAAGGACUCAUACUGGAGAGAAACCCUAUGAAUGCAACGAGUGUGGAAAAUCUUUCAACCGCAGUUCUCAUCUUGUAAUGCAUCAGAGGACUCACACAGGAGAAAAGCCCUAUGAAUGUAAUCAGUGUGGGAAGUCCUUCAGUCAGAGUUAUGUUCUUGUUGUACAUCAGAGAACUCAUACUGGAGAAAAGCCCUAUGAAUGCAAUCAGUGUGGGAAAUCCUUUAGGCAGAGUUCAUGCCUUACUCAACAUCAGAGAACUCAUACUGGGGAGAAACCCUAUGAAUGUAAUCAAUGUGGAAAAACAUUCAGCUUGAGUGCUCGACUUAUUGUACAUCAAAGGACACAUACUGGAGAGAAACCUUUUACAUGUAAUCAAUGUGGUAAAGCUUUCAUUAACAGCUCUAAACUUAUUAGGCAUCAGGCAACUCAUACUGAAGAGAAACCCUAUGAAUGUAAUUAGUUUGGAAAUUUUUUAGCCAGAAUAUAUCUCUUCCUCUGUCCCUCCUUCCCUCUCUUCCAAGGAAGCACAUAUAUUGGGAAUAACAAGUAUGAAAACAAUGUAGGUAGGAAGGCUUUCAGUUAGCCCUUUGUUAUUGUGUAUCUGUAAAUGUGUCCUGGAGAAGAAAGGGAAGGACUAUGGAUCACACAUUUUAUUUAACAGCUCCAUAUGCAAAUCAAACAGUCUUUAUGACACAUCCCAAACAAAAGUAAUAAACAUUGGCACUUUUCCUUGCAGAAAGCACUCAGAGAGAAUUACCAUGAAAUGGACAAUAUGCUGUAGAGUCAUUGCCAGUGAGGUAUACCUCCUUUCCAGUAAACAGUGAAUAAGAAUGCUAAUACCAGUGGUGGUAUGGAGAAGGUUAAAAAAUUGCUGUAGUUAAUUAAAAAAUAGGCUGGAAAACAGUAUUUUAGUUUUUA